This is a messenger RNA of Cricetulus griseus (Chinese hamster), 5556 nucleotides long. NCBI's taxonomy places the organism in Eukaryota, Metazoa, Chordata, Mammalia, Rodentia, Cricetidae. The record is from RefSeq and is a predicted model, not a curated record.
GCCUGAUUGCUCCUCCAUGAAGCUAUCCCCAAGGACAUCUGGGAAGAGGCCCCACAAGGCCUUGCACAAGAAGUCAGUUCCUGACCACACAAGACCUGGGGUCCAGGAAUCCCAGCAGGAAAGGGUCCUGGCAGCCACUGUCCUGGCUAGCUGACAGGUUGCGUUGUUCAUCUGUUCUCAAUCCAAGCCUGAUAUCCCUGAGUGGUCAGCCAACAGGGAAGGUUCAUAAUGUUACCCACAACCCUUAGGACCCUGGAGCUGCACACUAACUGCUUGUGUCUCGUUCACUCAGGAUUUCUGAUCUUGUGUGUGUCUUAGUCCCUGGACCAUUCAUACCCCCUGAGUCUGUCUCUGUACCAACUCUACCUCACUGUAUGGGACAGUGGGUAGGGACAAGCUUAACCCCUGCUCUUAGAAGUCCCAUGCACAGUGUGCCACUAUAGUGGGUACUGGGGAAAGCCAGACAUCUCUGGGGCAUCCUUUACCAUACUCGAGCCAGCCUUUGUCAGCUCAUGACAUUCCUGUAGACUGCAAGCAGACACUACUGAGAUACCCUUUUAUAGGCCAGCAGACAGGCUCAGGUGAGAUACCCCCCCCCAGGUCAUACUAAGAUAAGUCAUAGGCAGAGCCUAACUCCAUGUGACAAGCUCUUCAAAACUCUGACAUUCCUCCUGCCUCAUUGUGGGAAAAUGAACUUGUGUGUUCAUUAAGACUUUCCUAUUAUGGACCAACCAGCACAUGGCUGCUCAGGACAGCUUUUAAAGGUGAAUAGAAGGCUAAAGAUGGAGCUCAGUUGGUUGGAGUGCUUGCCUAGUAUACAAGAAAUUCCCAUGUUUGGUCUGGAGUAUGGCAUAAACUAAGUGUGGCAAAAACACCUAUAAUCCCAGCACUUGACAGGUGGAUGCAAGAGGAUCAGAUGUUAUCCCCAGCUAUAUAUUCCACACACACACACACCCACCCACACACACACACACACACACUGUGAGAAGUAUGCAGCUUGAGUUGCAGAUGGUGUGAAAGAGAGAAUACCACAUCCUGAUAUGGGACUUUUUCUGGUUCACAGAGGUAGGCUGUUGAUACUGGACUUGCCCUGACCUGAUGCCCUAAGCACAGAGCAAAGGAAGCUUGUGAACAUAUACUGGAUGGCCACGUGUAACCACUGAGUAGACUGCCCUGAUGUCAUUAGCCUGCACCAGGGUAGGAAUGUAGGCCCAAUUAGAGAAGCUUAGAGCUUGCAAGUAGGGUCCCCAGCCUUUCUACAUUCCAAUAGAAACUUCUAGUGGGCAGGGCAGGGCAGGGCAGGGUGAAUGCACGGGAUGGCCAGCACUUGACCUUUGGUUCGAAAGAGCCAAGCAGGGGCCCCCUUCUAGAGAUACUUUUACAGCUGGAUGCUCGGCCUGUCAUCAUUGGAUGGGACCCAGCCAAGGGGCUGCAGGUAUAAAGGGGCUGAGCCCUUUCCAGUGAGAGCUAAGUCAGCCUGUGAGGCCACUGUGGGCUGAUAACCGAGUAAAGUCUCCUCCAGGCUACGUAGCCUCACUACCACUGGGACAUCCUCCCCUCCAGCCUGUCCAUGUACCUGCCUAGCCACCUCCUGUCAACCUUGGUACUACUUAUGGCUGCACAGUCCCUAGGCAAGACCUGGGUCCCCAGCCACUGUAGAAGUCCCAUCGAAGCUGUAUGCAAUUUUGUGUGUGACUGCGGAGACUGUUCAGAUGAAGCCCAGUGUGGUUUCCAUGGUGCCUUAACCACCCUGAGCACCCCUUUCACCUGCAACUUCGAGCAGGACCCCUGUGGCUGGCAGGACAUCAGCACCUCAGGCUAUAGAUGGCUUCGAGACCGGGCAGGGGCGGUGCUGGAUAGUCCUGGGCCUCGUUCUGACCACACACAUGGCACUGACUUGGGCUGGUACAUGGCUGUGGGAACCCACCAUGGGAAGGAGGCAUCCACCGCAACUCUGCGCUCCCCUGUCAUGCGGGAGGCAGCCCCUACCUGUGAACUGAGGCUCUGGUACCACACAGCCUCUAGAGAUAUCGCUGAGCUGCGGCUGGAGCUGACCCAUGGUGUAGAGACACUGACCCUGUGGCAGAGCUCAGGACCCUGGGGUCCUGGCUGGCAGGAGCUGGUAGUGAACACUGGCCGCGUCCAGGGUGAUUUCAAAGUGACAUUUUCUGCCACCCGAAAUGCCACACACAGGGGUGCUGUGGCCUUGGAUGAUGUGGAAUUCCGGGACUGUGGGCUGCCUACCCCUCAGGCCAGCUGCCCCCUGGGGCACCAUCACUGCCAGAACAAGGUUUGUGUGGAAUCCCAUCAGCUGUGUGACGGUGAAGACAACUGUGGGGACAGAUCUGAUGAAGACCCACUGAUCUGCAGCCACCACAUGGCCACUGACUUUGAGACAGGCCUGGGACCAUGGAACCAGUUGGAGGGCUGGACCCGGAACUACAGUGCUGGCAGCAUGGUGACCCCUGCCUGGCCCCACCGAGAUCACAGCCGAAAUAGUGCAUAUGGCUUCUUCCUCAUCUCUGUGGCCAAGCCUGGCACCACUGCUGUCCUCUUCAGCCCUGAGUUUCAAGCCUCCAUCUCCGACAACUGUUCGUUCACCUUCUAUUAUUACCUGCACGGGUCUGAGGCCAGCCGCUUCCAGCUGUUCCUGCAGGCACAGGGGCUCAACACCCCCCAGGAACCUGUCCUGCUGCGGAGCCACCAUGGAGAGCUGGGGACAGCCUGGGUCAGAGACCGGGUUGACAUUCAGAGUGUCCAUCCAUUUCGGAUCCUUCUAGCAGGGAAGACUGGUCCAGGAGGCAUCAUGGGUCUGGAUGAUCUCAUCAUGUCCAACUCCUGCAGACUUGUUCCAGAUAUGUCCACUCUGCAAUCAUCACGUUCUGGGCCAGAGGCAUUAGCCCUCAGUCCCCAGACAUUCAUCAAGCUGCCCCAGGAAGCCUGCAAGCCAGGACAUCUCUCCUGUGGAGAACUGUGUGUGCCUCCCGAGCAGCUGUGUGACUUCCAGCAACAGUGUGCAGAGGGCGAGGAUGAACAGAAGUGUGGCACCACAGACUUUGAGUCCACCUCUGCUGGGGGCUGGGAGGACAUCAGUGUAGGAAAGCUGCAGUGGCAACGGCUUGGAGCCCAGAACGGGAAACCUGCCAAGGAUGCUCAUCAGGAUAUUCCUGGGCACUUCCUGUCUCUGCAGAAGGCCUGGGGUCAGCUAAGAUCUGAGGCCCGGGCUCUCACACCUGCCCUGGGCCCUUCUGGCCCUCGCUGUGAACUCCACAUGGCUUACUAUUUUCACAGUCAUCCCCAAGGUACUAUAUGUCUCCUGGCCCCAGGCCCAAUCCCCAGGGGCCCCCUGCAUGGUGGACAAGAUCUGAGGACCCACCCAUACAAACUCCCUUGGUCAGGCUUCUUGGCACUGGUUGUGGUAGAGAAUGGCUUCCGGGAGCUGGUGUGGCAGGCCCCAAGCAGCAGCAGCGGGGGCUGGACAGUGGAGAAGGUUCUUCUUGGGGCACGCCACCGGCCAUUCCAGCUGGAGUUUGUCGGUCUGGUGGACCUGGAUGGCCCUGGCCAGCAGAGGGCCGAGGUGGAUAAUGUGACUAUGAGAGACUGCAACCCCACAGUGACCACUGAGAGUGACCAAGAGGUCUCCUGUAACUUUGAACGGGACUCAUGCAGCUGGCACACAGUCCACCUCACAGAUGCCCACUGGCACCGUGUAAAAGGCCAUGGCUCUGAAUAUGACCACACCACUGGCCAAGGCUUUUUCAUGUUUCUGGAUCCCACGGACCCACCUGCUCGAGGACAAGCUGCUGUCUUGCUCACAAGACCCCAGGUGCCGCUUGUCCCCAAGGAAUGUCUCAGCUUCUGGUACCACCUAUACGGGCCCCAGAUUGGGACACUGCACCUGGCUAUGAGGAAGGAUGGGGAAGAAGACACACUACUGUGGUCCAGGUCCGGUACCCAUGGCAACCACUGGCACCAGGCUUGGGUCACUCUUCACCACCAGCUAGAGGUCAACACCAAGUACCAGCCAAUUACCACUCUCCACCCUCAGCUGCUGUUUGAAGGCCUCCGGAAUGGGUACCAUGGCACAAUGGCCCUGGAUGAUGUGGCUGUACGGCCUGGCCCCUGCUGGGCCCCCAGGAGCUGUUCCUUUGAAGACUCUGAUUGCGGCUUCUCUCCGGGGGGCUUGGGGCUGUGGAAGCGCCAGGGUAAUGCCUCAGGCUAUGUUCCUUGGGGUCCUUGGACAGACCAUACCACAGAAACGGCCCAAGGGCACUACAUGGUGGUAGACACCAGCCCAAAUGUACUGCCCAAGGGCCAAGUGGCCUCUCUGACCUCAGAGGAGCACCAGCCCCUGACCCAGCCAGCCUGCCUGACCUUCUGGUACCAUCUAAGCCUCCAUAACCCAGGCACCCUAAGAGUCCACGUGGAAGAGAGCACAAGGCGCCAAGAACUCAGCAUCAGUGCCCAUGGUGGAUUUACCUGGCGUCUGGGCAGUGUGAAUGUGCAGGCUACGCAGGCCUGGAGGGUCGUGUUUGAGGCUGUGGCUGCUGGUGUGGAGCAUUCCUACAUGGCUCUAGAUGACCUUCUCCUCCGAGACGGGCCCUGUGCUCAGCCAGGGUCCUGUGACUUUGAAUCUGGCCUGUGUGGGUGGAGCCACCUGGCCUGGCCCAGCCUAGGUGGGUACAGCUGGGACUGGAGCAGUGGAGCCACCCCAUCCCGCUACCCCAGACCUACAGUGGACCACACCCUGGGCACAGAGGCAGGCCACUUUGCUUUCUUUGAAACCAGCGUGCUAGGUCCUGGGGGCCAAGCAGCCUGGCUGCGCAGUGAGCCACUGCCAGCAACUACAGCCUCAUGCCUCCACUUCUGGUACUACAUGGGCUUUCCUGAGCAUUUCUACAAGGGCAAAUUGAGAGUGCUCCUGAGCAGUGCCCAAGGCCAACUAGCUGUGUGGGAGCAGGGCAGUCACUUGCGGCACCAGUGGAUACAAGUCCAGAUCAAAGUGUCCAACUCUGAGGAGUUCCAGAUUGUUUUUGAAGCCACUCUGGGUGGCCAGCCAGCUCUGGGGCCCAUUGCCCUCGAUGAUGUGCAAUACUUGGCAGGGCAGCACUGCCAGAAACCUCCGUCUAGCCAGGGUGAAAUGGCAGCACCUGUGUCUGUGCCGGUUGCUGUUGGAGGGGCCCUCCUCUUCUUCGUGUUCCUGGUGCUCCUGGGCCUUGGGAGUUGGCACUGGCUACAGAAGCAGCGCUGUCCCUUCCAGAGGAGUACAGAUACAGCAACCUCUAGUUUUGACAACAUCCUCUUCAAUGCGGAUCAAGUUACCCUCCCAGAAUCCAUCACCAGCAGCUCAUAGACCAGACAAGGCCUGGCCCCUAUGCCAGCUCCCACAGCAUUCAGCAUUCAGCCCUCAGAUACCUGACCUACAUCUGGGCCUGGACAUAGGGAUUGGGUCUUGCUUAGCUUCUAUAGCUCUUCCUCCAUCUGGUUGACCCUGCCCUGUGGUGUGAUUAAAGGGUCCUUGCACUGUGAAUAAAUGUUCUACACCAGUGAGACCAA